Amoebophrya sp. A25 is the source of this 297-nucleotide messenger RNA. The record is from the annotation of a GenBank genome assembly. NCBI's taxonomy places the organism in Eukaryota, Dinophyceae, Syndiniales, Amoebophryaceae.
AUGCCGAAAAACGAAUUAGAUUUUCAUGACACGACUUCGAGCGCUCCUCAUUCUUCAGCUGUAACAAGAUCGGUCCUCCCAGCCCCAAGGAGCCCAGAUGAGGGUCCGCAACAAACGAGUCCCAGUGCCAGUAUUACCGGUUCCGUUGGUUUUCUCACAGGGACGCAUCAAAAUCGCUUAGCGGACUUGCAGAAACAGCGCGAAGCCUUAUUCCGAGACUGGAAAAUCCAUCUUCCCCAUCUUCAAGAUGAGAACAAGCAAGACAAUAUGAGAAAGAUGCACGAGGACGACGACAAG